AUGGCAACCAGAGAUGAUGGCAAAUCAGAAGGAUGCACGUUUCGAUGGAAAAUUGAAAAUAUACAUCACUCCUGGUGGAUGAGUGCAGAUCAAGAACUUGAGAGUCCAAAAUUUACUGCAGAUGCACUUCAAGGUACAAAAUGGUCGUUGUGGUUGUUUCUAAUAGACGGAGAUUAUGUAGAUUACGGAGGUUAUGUCGGUAUUUAUCUUCAAAGAGAAAACAAUUGUUUCGGAGAGAACACUAUUGAAGUAAAUUACGAAUUCGCAAUUCUGGAUAAAAAUGGCUCAUUUCUGAGAGUAGAAAAUAGAAAGGAUAGCUUCUCGAAAGGCGAUAUUAGGGGAUUUCCUAGAUACGUGACACGAAAAGAAGUUUUCUUCACUGAAAGAGAAUCGUUUCUUCCAGAAGAAACUCUGACAGUUCAAUGCAAGUUGUGGAAUAAAGAGGGAAAACCCGUCAAUUCAAAACCUUUUUAUGCCAGAACAAUGUUUAAUUCCACCGAGACAAUGGAAAAUUGGGGAAACAAAGGUUAUUUCGUUGAUGAUCUGAAGGAAGGAGGAUUAUUUCCGGUUUUCCUUUUCACUAACGAAUUAAUAUCCAAGAGAGAACUCUAUUUACCACAUGAUGUUCUAUCGCUUCAAAUUGGUUUUAUUUAUUGGACUAUUGACCAUUUCGGUUGUAAUGAUGAGUCUGGUAACCUGGCGAAUAAGGAUUUCGACCUUAAUGAUGGGGAAGAGAAAUCUGAAAAAACGGCUGUUUUGAUUGACGACUUGAAAUCCAUGUUUUGCAAUGCGAUUUUAAGCGAUACGGAGCUCCGUACCUCGACAAAAGGCUUCCCAGCUCACAAGAACAUUUUAUGUGCUAGAUCCCCUGUUUUCAAAAGAAUGUUCUGCGACGACAUGAAGGAGAAGAACAGCGGACACGUCGAUAUCAUCGAUUUGGAAGACGACACCGUGCACAGAAUGCUACUCUAUAUAUACACGGAUUCAUUAGAGGACCUGCAGUUUGAAAGCGGAUUGAAAUUGUACGCUGCUGCGGAUAAAUAUGAGAUCCUGUCCUUGAGAAACAUGUGUUCUACGUUUUUAAAAGACAGCUUGUGUCCAAACAGAGCUUGCGAUGUUUUAAUUCUGGCUGAUAUGCACCACGAUGACAAUCUGAAAAGUUCUGUGCAAUCUUAUAUACUUGAGCAUGAUGAGGUAUUCAGCUUGGCGGAAUGGAAGCAUCUCAUGAAUAAUAACCUUAAAUUAGCUGCUGAUAUAAUGUACAAAAAAUUAGCGUAA
This is a messenger RNA of Argiope bruennichi, 1278 nucleotides long. RefSeq names its product speckle-type POZ protein homolog. Gene Ontology annotation, molecular function: ubiquitin protein ligase binding. Gene Ontology annotation, biological process: regulation of proteolysis; proteasome-mediated ubiquitin-dependent protein catabolic process. Gene Ontology annotation, cellular component: cytoplasm. The record is from RefSeq and is a predicted model, not a curated record. Lineage: Eukaryota; Metazoa; Arthropoda; Arachnida; Araneae; Araneidae. The transcript has 2 exons. The coding region runs from base 1 to 1278 and encodes 425 amino acids.